Molecule: messenger RNA, 543 nt
Organism: Racocetra fulgida
Lineage: Eukaryota; Fungi; Glomeromycota; Glomeromycetes; Diversisporales; Gigasporaceae
Source: the annotation of a GenBank genome assembly
AUGGAAGAGCAGCAUUCAAUAGUCGAUGGUUUAAAUGAUUUCGGCGAAACUACAGCUAAAAAUGUGUUAGCCGUAGUGUGUGGUGCUAUACCAAUCAUUGGGAAUGUCGCGGCAAAUAUUGCCCUGGAUAUUAUAGAACGAACAGAAAAGGCCCAGCAUAAUAAAAAAGCAUGCAAAUUUAUUCAAAGCUAUGUAAAAUCAAGUUUAAGCACUAUUGCUAAGUUUCAAUUACAAGGUACUAUCAAGGAAUCACAAGAAGCUUAUGAAAAGAUAUUGAAAGACAUAAAAUUAUAUGUGAUUGAAAUUGAUAAGCCCGCAAAAUUCAGCGAAAAAAUAAACAAUUGGCUCAAAAGUGCUUUCAACGCAAACAAUAUCGAAGCAGCAAAUGAGAGAAUCUUCCAAUUGCUGAAAGAUGCAACCGAUAACUUUUAUAAAGCUGUAUCACUUGAUACUAAUAUUCAAGUUAAAGAAAUUAUGAAUGAGAUUGAAGAACAAAAAGAACAGCUUUUGGCAAUUAAGUUCAUGAUUGCACGAAAAGAAGAA